Acanthamoeba castellanii str. Neff is the source of this 651-nucleotide messenger RNA. RefSeq lists its product as uncharacterized. The coding region runs from base 1 to 651 and encodes 216 amino acids. NCBI's taxonomy places the organism in Eukaryota, Discosea, Longamoebia, Acanthamoebidae. The transcript has a single exon. The record is from RefSeq and is a predicted model, not a curated record.
AUGCAGCAGCAGCCGCCGCCGGCGUCGGCCCCCACCACCGGCCCGCGCCCGGCCUUCGCCCGCCCGCUCCCGCCCAACGCCGGCUCCUUCACAUCGUCGUCGUCGUCGUCAUCGCCGCCGGCCUCCGCUUCCGGGUCGCCCGCCAGUUCGCCGCUGCCGCCGCGCCCGCUGCCCUCCCUCGUGCGCCGCCAGCAGUCCUUCUCCUCCCCACACUCGCCGUCGCCGUCGCCGCAGCAGCUCUCCCUGUCUUCGUCUCUGUCCACAACCUCGUCGACGUCGUCGACAACCGGCGCCGGCCCGGCGCCGACGCGGCCUCUCCAGACCAGCGGCGGCAGCACCGUCACCCGCCCGCUGGCCCCGCUGCCGCGCGCGCCGUCGUCCGAUCUGCCCCCACGCCCUCGCCCGGCUCCACCCGCCCGCCGCCGGCGGCGGCGACGCGCCAUCAUCGGAGUCGUCGACGUUGUCUUCGUCGGCGUCGUCAACGUCGACACAGCAGCAGCAGGUGGUGUCGCCCAGGCAGGGCUCGACGAUCGUCGCAGGCAAAUCGCCGCGGCGGCCGCCCAAUCUGUUGUCCCCGCGCGGCCCGCUGCCGCCCACCCCGCCCGGCGGCCCGCUGCCACCCUCCCCGCCGCCCUCGGCCGCCGGCGAUGA